Brassica napus (rape) is the source of this 3095-nucleotide messenger RNA. RefSeq lists its product as uncharacterized. Bases 2663 to 3025 code for a protein of 120 amino acids. Lineage: Eukaryota; Viridiplantae; Streptophyta; Magnoliopsida; Brassicales; Brassicaceae. Gene Ontology annotation, cellular component: vesicle; extracellular region. The record is from RefSeq and is a predicted model, not a curated record. The transcript has a single exon. Gene Ontology annotation, biological process: double fertilization forming a zygote and endosperm; regulation of protein localization to cell surface; regulation of double fertilization forming a zygote and endosperm.
GUAGGACCUUUGCAGAUGAUGGGAACCUCAGUCGUGGGUACUACAGCAUCCCCUCCCUCUUGAACAGGUUCUGUCCUCAGAACAUCUCUGUCAUCUGCAAUAUAAGGAGACAAGUCAGACACAUUGAACGUCCGGGAAACUUGGAACGCACCUGGCAGCUCUAGCCGGUAGGCAUUGUCAUUGAUCCGGUCGAUCACUCGGAAUGGUCCGUCCCCUCGUGGGGAUAAUUUACUCUUCCUUUCUUCCGGAAACCGCUCUGGCCUCCUCUGGCCUCAUGUGGAGCCACACCCAGUCGCCUGGUUGGAAGAUAACUUCUGUGCGCCCCUUGUUGAGCUUAAUCCGGUUCCGUUCAGCCUUCUUCUCCAAAGUCUCCUUGACUUGCCGGUGCAUGUUCUUCACAAACUCAGUCCAAAAUACCAUCAAGACUCUACAAAUUGGAAGAUUGCAUGCCCAUGGUUUCAAGAGGGAGAGAGAGAGAGAGUGUGUGUGUGUGAGAGAGAGAGAGAGGGAGAUAGAGAGAGAUAGCUAUUUGUCUUAGAUGGGAGAUUAUUUGAAAACAAUAGUAUUGAAGCAUAACAAAAACGGUAAGACAAUAAACUCGUCUGAUCAGUUUUGUCAUGACUUAAAAACCCAACUAGUUAUUUUUUUUUAAUUUUGUUUGUCUCAUGGGUUUCACCUUUGUUUUACUUUUGAAAAAAGGUAAUUAAAUUUGGUAUAAAAGUCCAAAGAUGUUUCUUAACCUUCUUUCCAUUCAAAAUAAAUAGUCAAAGGAUUGUACUAUCUGCUCAUCAAUCAAAACACAGACUCGAUAAAGACUCAUAUAUUUGGAGAAAUCUUUCUUCUUCUUUUUUCGUUGUCUCAUAAUGUCUAUUAAAUAUGUUUUUUUUCUUUAUGGUGUUUGUCUGUUUUGUAGUCUCUGCCAAUGCUCAACUACCCCAGUUUCCCAUCCCAUUUCCUUUUCCACUCCCAUUCCAACCAAGUCCCGGUAUUCCCGGAUUACCUCAUGUAGCAAAAUGUUGGUCUUCAGUGAUGGAUAUUCCAGGAUGCAUUAUAGAGAUUUACACAUCCAUACUCACAGGACAAUUCGGACAUGUAGGUCCUUCCUGUUGCAAAGCAUUUUUGGAAGCUGAAGCCAAUUGCUUACCGAAACUUCCAUUCAACCCACUUUUUCCUCUCAAAGAACAAUGUUCAAGAAUUACUAACGCAGCCCCUCCUGCCACAAAAUAGAAUUUUACAUUAAUAGAAGUAAUAGCUAUGUCGUUUUUAUUUUUCAAGGGAUUUUAACAUUUUAGCUUAAUUCUACGACGUUAUCCUCCAAAAACACGAUUAUAUAAACAGCAUUUUAGAAAUAAAAAAAAUCCUGCAUUUCCUUUUAUAUUAACCAUGCGGUUCAUAACUGUGAAGAUUCUAAACUAAUCUUACUUAUAAAACAUACUUAAAUUAUACUACGAACUAAAACUAUACAAUUUAAUAUUUGGGAAAGUACAUGGGCUGCAUCUACAAAAUAAAUAUAAAGAAGAACAUAAGAGAAUGAUCGAUUUAAGAUCCGAGUUUCAUUUUACAAUAAUCUGAAAGAAGUCUAUUCAUAAUUUUUAUACAAGCUGUAUAAGUUUCCCAUCUUUUUCUGUUUUUUUUUUGUUUCAUAAAAAUAGCAUUUUUGUGUGUUUUAAUGUAACUUUACUACUUCUGUAUCUACAUAUAUAAAUUUAUUAAAUGUAUAUUAUAUAUUAAAGUAUGAUUAUUUUUAUUAUUAAAAUAUGUGAAAACUCAAAACUAACUUCUUCGUGAAACAUUGAGAAACAUAUGCACUAUAAGAAUUCACUUGCGAAUACUCAAGACUUGUCUUGGAACAUGUCAAUCUCUAUAUUGACUUGUGCAUUUACUAUCUAAAUCAUAAGAAUCAUAGUUAAUAGAAAAAAUCUUUGAUUUCGUUAUAUGUGUGUUUAAUGACUAAAUUGUUUCUAAAUGAUGUUUUUCUCUGUUAAAGAAGUCACCACCUAAACAAGCCAAUAUAGUUAGCCCGUUUAAAUUGUUAAUUUAAACACAAUUCUACUAACAAGCUUAUUAUAAAAACUAAUCAUCAUGUUAUCUCUCCUAAAAUAUAAUUUCUUUGGCUUAAUAAAAAGUUGUUUAGCGUCUAACCAUAUAGAAAACCAAAAUACCAUCAAGACUCUAGAAAUUGGAAGAUUGCAUGCCCAUGGUUUCAAGAGGGAGAGAGAGAGAGAGAGUGUGUGUGUGUGAGAGAGAGAGAGAGAGAGAGAGAGAGAGAGAGAGAGAGAGAGAGAGAGAGAGAGAGAGAGAGAGAGGGAGAUAGAGAGAGAUAGCUAUUUGUCUUAGACGGGAGAUUAUUUGAAAACAAUAGUAUUGAAGCAUAACAAAAACGGUAAGACAAUAAACUCGUCUGAUCAGUUUUGUCAUGACUUAAAAACCCAACUAGUUAUUUGUUUUUAAUGUUGUUUGCCUCAUCGGUUUCAGCUUUGUUUUACUUUUGAAAACAAGUAAUUGAAUUUAGUAUAAAAGUCCAAAGAUGUUUCUUAACCUUCUUUCCAUUCAAUAUAAAUAGUAAAAUGAUUGUACUAUCUGCUCAUCAAUCAAAACACAAAUUCGAUAAAGACUCAUUUAUUUAGAGAAAUCUUUCUUCUUCUUUUUUCCUCGUCUCAUAAUGUCUAUUAAAUAUGUUUUUUUCUUUAUGGUGUUUGUCUGUAUUGUAGUCUCUGCCAAUGCUCAACUACCUCAGUUUCCCAUCCCAUUUCCUUUUCCACUCCCAUUCCAAACAAGUCCCGGUAUUCCCGGAUUACCUGAUGUAGCAAAAUGUUGGUCUUCAGUGAUGGAUAUUCCAGGAUGCAUUAUAGAGAUUUACACAUCCAUACUCACAGGACAAUUCGGACAUGUAGGUCCUUCUUGUUGCAAAGCAUUUUUGGAAGCCGAAGCCAAUUGCUUACUGAAACUUCCAUUCAACCCAUUUUUUCCUCUCAAAGAACAAUGUUCAAGAAUUGCUAAAGCAGCUCCUCCUACCACAAAAUAGAGUUUUACAUUAAUAGAAGUAAUAGAUAUGUCAUUUUUAUUUUUCAAGGGAUUUUAACAUUUUAGCUUAA